Molecule: messenger RNA, 893 nt
Organism: Hibiscus syriacus
Lineage: Eukaryota; Viridiplantae; Streptophyta; Magnoliopsida; Malvales; Malvaceae
Product: probable calcium-binding protein CML35
Exons: 1
Coding region: 63-755 (230 amino acids)
Molecular function (GO): calcium ion binding
Source: RefSeq, a predicted model, not a curated record
AAUUUAUGUGCUUUCUAUUUUCUUUUUUCAUCCAUUCUCAGUUUCAGUUUUCAUAGACCAUCAUGAAAUUAAUCAAUAAGCUUAGUCCCAAGCGUCUCUUUCGAUCUAACAAGAAGGAUCGGUCCGCCGUCUCCAAAUUUGACCCUUCAUCCUACAGUUCCGGUUCUGCUACAUCUUUGUCCUCUUCUUCGUCGGAAUCCGUUUCUUCGGUUCACAAAGGAAGCCAGCACCCUCCUUCGGCCACCGCCGGUACCGGAACACCCACCAGCGGUUUGCCCGAGUCAUCGGGUGACAGGUCAGAUUUUCCUGCUAAUUUUUAUCUUGAACUCUGUCAAGCUUUCAAAAUGGUGGAUGAAGAUAACGAUGGAGUCAUUACAAGAAGCGAGCUAGAGGCUCUGCUGAGCAAGUUCGCCCGGAAGCCGCCGAGCGAGGAGGAGAUUUCGGCCAUGAUAAGCGAGGUGGACGGAGACGACGAUGGGUGCGUAAGCCUGGAAACUUUAGUGAGCCGGGUUGAGGGAUCGGCUUACGACGAACCGGCCUGCGAGCCGGAGCUGAGGGAGACUUUUGAUAUAUUCGAUACGGAUGACGACGGGAGGAUCACGGCGGAGGAGUUGAUGGCUUUCUACAGGGAGAAAAUAGGGGAUGAACAGUGCACGUUAGAGGAUUGCCGGCUCAUGAUAGCGAGUGUUGAUAAGAAUGGAGAUGGGUUCGUGUGCUUCGAGGACUUCUCCAGAAUGAUGGAGUUGCAGAGAUGAUCAUAUGGUUAUAGAUUUGGGUGUUUGAUAUUAAGUUUUCAAAUUCUUUUUCUUUGAUUAUUUAGGUUGUAUUUUUCUUUCGUUUGAUGCAAAUCAAUCAUGCAAAUCAAUUGGAUGGUCUAAUUUUUUUUUGUUUGA